AUGCUGAGGCAUUUCUUGUGGCUUGAUAUCGACAACGAUCUGCUUACGGCAAUGGCAGAGCGAUGGCGCCCCGAGUUGCAUACCUUCCACUUUCCCAAGGGGGAAAUGACGAUCACCCUCCGAGAUGUUGCCAUCCUCACCGGGCUGCCGGUCACUAGAGAGGCCAUCAUCGGCAACUCAAGUAAACCCGAAGGUGGUUGGGGGCCGUUGAUUCUCGAGCGUUUGGGGUUCAACAUGCCGACCACAAUGCCCGUUCAAGGGGUUGGGCAUCCACCGCUCAAUGCAGGGCAAGUUUCAAUCUCGUUGCUUGUUGAACACAUCCAACAGGAGGUUAAUUUAGGGCCAGACACCCCUGAUGAUCAGGUGGAGCGAUAUGCACGUGUCUACCUCAUUGGGUUGGUGACAUGGGAUCCAUAUCCACCUCAAGUCGCCGAGAUUCAUCGUCUUAGACACCCCCAGGAUGUACAUACGUGGUUGUGCAAGGUGCCCUUGAUCUGUUGGCACAUGGUGGAGUGGCACCUGCCGGAUCGAGCAUUGAGGCAGUAUCGGAUGGAGCAACCAAUUCCAGCAUCCCCACCUCAAGGGUUCAAAGAGCUCCAUGCCAUCGACCUACGUCACAAAUCAAAGAAUUGGAUCCUCGAGCAUGAGUUCUACAUCAACAUUUGAGAGAAUAGAGUGACUUGGGCUGUCCAAGGUUUACCUGAGACGAGGCCAAUGGGGUACCACGAUGGAUACAUGGUGUGGUAUCGGAAAUUCACACUUAGAUGGGUGUUAAAGCAAGGUGCUGUGUGAGGAGCGGUGGUAAGUGAUUCCAAUUCUUACUCUUCGUCAUAUUCCUAUGCUUUUGUCCCUAGAUUACAUGCUUAGAUUUGAGUCAUGGCAAUUAACUUGAUUAGAUUCA
This is a messenger RNA of Linum tenue, 901 nucleotides long. Lineage: Eukaryota; Viridiplantae; Streptophyta; Magnoliopsida; Malpighiales; Linaceae. The record is from the annotation of a GenBank genome assembly.